AUGAUUUUCAAAGAGGAAGAUUUUGUCAACGAUGAGUAUAACGUUUACAAUCGGCUAUUAUUUAGAAUCCUUGGAUUAUGGGAAUAUCAGACAUCGUAUACAAAAUUGAUCUAUAUUUGUUAUAUCAAUAUUGGUCUAAUUAUUAUAUUAUCUGAAGAGAUUUAUAUAUUAUUCACGUUAGAAAGAAAAAUAGCAUCAUACGCUAAAUUAUUGGAAAUUAUUUUGCCUUCUUUAUGCCAUGGAUCUUGUUAUUAUAAUCUGCUAAGGAAUGGUAUGAAGAAAAUUCUUUAUCGUAUCAAAUGUGACUGGAACAACAUAAAAAAUCAAUCGGAAUUGGAGAUAUUGAAAAAAUAUGCCGACUUAAGCAAAAUGUUGACGAUUGUAAUAGCAAUCUGCUACUAUGUGUAUAUCGCAUUUUUGAUGUUUCCGUCUUGCUUAAGUAACAUUCAAUACUUUUUUGGCGCAAUAAAUCAAACAGAACUGAUGUUACCAAUGCGUUAUGAAUUUUGUAUGAAAAGUCAAAUGCACUAUUAUUUUCAACUUUCUUUUCAAUACCAAAAUAUAAUCAUCAUUUGCACAGUAGGAGUUGCAUACUAUUCUAUGUUCGUAGCAGUUAUACAGCAUGCAUGUGCACUGUUUAACAUCGUCGUAUUCAGAAUAAAUGAAAGAUUUAAAACAGAUCCACAUUAUUUCUGUUAUGCCAAUAGUAACGCCGAAUUGGCCAAGGAGAAGGAAUGGCUGGUCGAUAUUAUAAUUUUUUAUAAUAACGCAAAUCAGUUUGUCAAUUUGAUUAAACUGUUUUACGAGAAGAUGAAUCUGUUCGAGGCAUUACUGGUGUCGAUUUUUAUCAUGUUGGAUUAUUUUCAUCUGUCAAAUUCCGUUUUAUUCGUUAUCAUUGAAAACCCAAAGAAUGUUACUUUUUUUGUUAAUGAAGGCCAAGAGUUUAUACUAAUCGAAAUAUUUUUCAACAGUUAA
Molecule: messenger RNA, 975 nt
Organism: Vespa mandarinia (Asian giant hornet)
Lineage: Eukaryota; Metazoa; Arthropoda; Insecta; Hymenoptera; Vespidae
Biological process (GO): sensory perception of smell; detection of chemical stimulus involved in sensory perception of smell
Cellular component (GO): plasma membrane
Molecular function (GO): olfactory receptor activity; odorant binding
Source: RefSeq, a predicted model, not a curated record